GACAUGGCUUCUGGCUUCGAUUGGAAACGAAGUUUGCAUCCCGUACAAAAGGCCAGUUGGCAAGAGUUGUGGGAAAAGGUGCAAGUGAAGAAUACCUUCCUGCACUUUGUGCACGGGAGCAUGGAAAUCAAUGAGGAGCCAGAGGAAGAGUUUCUGCUUCCCACAGCUCUGCGGCGCACCGCGUCAGACCCGGGAAAACGCGGCAUGAAGGAUGAGGUGGACACUGAAACUUCGACUGUGGCAACAUCUUCCACGGGCUCAGGCCGUGCCACACCACAGCUAGAGGAGAAGUGGAUGGUGCAUCAAGCUGGCCGAUGCCGGCCCUGUGGUUACUUCAAUGUCAAGGGAGAUCGUUGUCGCCUGGGAGACGAUUGUGAGUACUGCCAUUUCUGCACAGAGCAGGAUCUGAAGACGCGCAAGCGCAGCUUCAAACGCAAAGUUCGUUCCGAGAAGCGUGCUGCAGCGUGCAUUGCCCGGGCAGGUAGCAACCAAGCGGCCGACGAUGAGGAGGAGGAUUGGCCCAUGUUCCGUUGAGAGGAGAGCUCAAUGCGGCGCCCAAAAACAGCGGCAUGUGACCGGAGACGGCAGUUCGCGCUCCGGUGGAACCGGUGGCUGGUUGAUCAACUGUUCCUAGGUGGAUUUUCAAUGGUUUUCAAUGGUAGACUUGGUAGACCCAGCCACCUUGUGGUUGGACCCGGAUGCCUGUUGCCCCCUCACACUGUUCAAGAUGACAGAUGCGCUAGAGAUCAACGAUUCUGUGUGAUGUCACUCUUUUGCAACCGGACCCUGUGUCAUCCUAGUUGC
This is a messenger RNA of Cladocopium goreaui, 804 nucleotides long. The record is from the annotation of a GenBank genome assembly. NCBI's taxonomy places the organism in Eukaryota, Dinophyceae, Suessiales, Symbiodiniaceae.